Drosophila obscura is the source of this 4996-nucleotide messenger RNA. RefSeq lists its product as uncharacterized. Bases 258 to 4694 code for a protein of 1478 amino acids. Gene Ontology annotation, molecular function: protein binding; ADP binding. Lineage: Eukaryota; Metazoa; Arthropoda; Insecta; Diptera; Drosophilidae. The transcript has 11 exons. The record is from RefSeq and is a predicted model, not a curated record.
CUUCAUGUGCGCAAUUUUUUUGUGCAAUUUUAUUUUUUUUUAAUCUUGUCGCAAUUCUCGUAGUGUGUGAUAACUAAGACAAUGUGAAACACAAAAGAACGCAGAACUCGUUCAGCCGAUGUCUCAACUAGCAUAAGAUAAAGUGCAAUACAUACGUAUAGAAUUAUUUCUCUUUUAAUGUAAGGACAACGGUUUCGUUAUAAAUAAACACAAACUCUAUUUUUAUAAACACCACAAUAGACACUGAUUUGAAUGAGAUGCAUUACCAUUACAAGGACAUAUUGUCCGUGUUUUUGGACGCCUUCAUCGAGGACUUUGACUGCAAGGAUGUGGAGGACUCGCUGCGCUCAAUACUAAGCAAACGGGAAAUCGACUUCAUCCUCGCAUCGAAUCAAACGAAUGUCGGCAUCUACCUUUUAUUUUGGAAGCUGCUCGAGAAGCCCGAGAUCAUCGUUCAGAGGUUCGUCGAGGAGGUUCUCAACAAUCGCGAUGGGGCCAACUAUGAAUUCCUGAUGACGCCCAUCAAGGCCGAGUAUCUGCAGCCGAGCCCCAACACCAUGCUGUACGUAGAGCAGCGGGAUCGCCUGUUCAAUGACAACCAGGUCUUUUCCAAGUACAAUGUGCCGCGCCUGAAACCGUAUCUGGACUUGACCAAGGCUCUGUUGGAGCUGAGGCCAGCCAAGAAUGUCCUCGUCGAUGGCCCACUGGGCUCCGGCAAGCAGUGGCUUGUGCUCGACGUAUGCUGCUCGUACAAGGUGCAGCAGAAGAUGGACUUUAAGAUAUUCUGGCUGAACGUUAAGAACUGCAACAGCCCCGAGGCAGAUCUCGAAAUGCUACUCACACUACUCCACCAGAUCGAGCCGAAUUGGAGCGGCCGAUGUGACUCUGGCACCUGGAACAUCAUGCAACGCAUUGACAGCGUGAAAGUCGAACUGCGGCGCCUGCUCAAGAGCAAACCAUACGAAAACUGUCUGCUGGUGCUGCGCAAUGUGCAGAGCGUUCGUACCUGGAAGGCGUUCAAUGUCGGCUGCAAGAUACUCCUGACCACACGCUACAAAUGCGUCACCGAUUACCUGUCCGCGGCGACCACCAAGCAUGUGCCGCUAAAGGAUGCCCUCACGGAGCACGAGGCCGAGUCGUUAAUUGUCAAGUAUCUCCACUGCAGGCCAGAGGAUCUGCCCCGGGAAUUGGCGACGACAAAUCCACGCAACCUGAGCAUUAUGGCGGAGAGCAUACGCGACGGCCUGGCCACGUGGGAUAAUUGGAAAGAUGUGAACUGCAAUAAACUGACGAGCAUUAUCGAGAGCUCACUGAAGGUACUGGAGCCGUUUAUAAAUAGGAAUAUGUUCGAUAACCUCUUCAUUUUCCCUGCAUCGGCCCGCAUACCCAUCCAUCUCCUAUCUCUGGUUUGGUCGGACGAUAAAUCAGAUAGCGACGAUCCGAUGGUGGUGGUGAAUAAGUUGCACAGAUACUCCUUGGUGGAGAAGCAGACCCAUGACUCGACCAUAAGUAUACCCGCGAUAUACUCGGAGUUGAAACUUGAGGUGGAUAACGCUGCUGCACUCCACCAACGAAUCGUUGAUCAUUACAACAUCACAAAGGCAUUCGACGAUGAUGACGAUCUGACGGUGCCCUACCUGGAUAGCUAUUUCUAUUGCCAUAUUGGCCAUCAUCUGACCCAAUUGAAGCACGCCGAGAGCGUGGCUCUGUUCCGCAAGAUAUUUCUUGACUUUCGAUUUCUUGAGCAAAAGAUACGACACGAUACGACAGCAUGGAAUGCCAGUGGCUCGAUACUGAACACUUUGCAACAAUUGAAAUUCUACAGAUCCUUCAUAGUCGACAAUGAUCCCAAGUUUGGGCGCCUGGUGAAUGCUCUACUGGAUUUCUUGCCAAAGAUUGAGGAGAAUCUCAUACGCUCCAAGUUUACGCGCCUGCUGCGCAUUGCUCUGAUGGACGAGGAGGAGGCCAUUUACGCGGAGGCCUACCGACAGGUGCAGCGUUUCGGCGAUCAAGUUUGGUUCACAGAGCAUGGUCGCUUUCAUCAGCAUCGGCAGAUCAUCAACCUGGGGGAGAAUGAGGUUCAACACGCGCUAUACCUGAACAAUGACUUCUGCCUGAUGGCUCUGGCCAGCAAUCAAAUGCUGCUGACCGACGUUUCACUGGAGGCGGAGGACACGUAUCUGCUGAAGGAUGACAACGACAGCAGCAACAUCCUGAAAAUGGCCGUGUUCAAUCAACAGAAGCACCUGCUCACGCACCACAGCAAUGGCAGUGUGAAGCUCUGGUCGCUGUGGGCCGAGUGCUUUGGCCGGCGACACAGCAGCGGAAGUCGCCAGCGUGUACGGCCGCCACACCUUGCCCAUUUGCGGAAGUAUGCGGCGACGCGUUCGUACAAGCAGCUGGUGAAUGGCGUUGCCAAGCGCGCCAUGAACAGCUACCAGAGCAUUGACCAGAACAUUGUGGCGUUCCACCUGAACGAGGAGGCAACAGUGGGCGACGCAAAGAUUCAGCUGCAUGUGGUCUUCAGCAACGGCGACGUCUGCAUCUGUGAGUGGGAUGACAGGGACCACGUGUUCAAGUCCUCCAAUACGCCCACCCUCAAGACGAAUCAGCUUCAAGUGCGCUGCUUCGUUCAGGUGCUGAACCGCUACUAUGUCAUGUGCACCGCCGACUGCACGCUCACCGUUUGGGAUCUGCAAAACGGAUCGGGGGACAAGCCAGAGCUCAGUGGCUACGAUGUCCACAACGACCCACCGCUGGCGAUUGAAGCCUACACCGAACGCAGACAGCACUCGACGCUGCUGCUAAUUCACAGGUACAGCGUGUGGCGGCUGACAUUUGAGCCUGGCGACUAUCAGCAGCCUCUGGUGCGGCUCCAGUCGGAGCCUGUGCAGCUGCCGGACAGGAGUUACAUUAACUGCGCCAAGGGAUCAGCAGAUGGCCGCUAUCUGAUCCUGGGCACAUCGGCGGGCCUCAUUGUGUACGACAUCAAGAUGUCCGAUCCGGUGCUGCGCAGCAAUGUUAGCGAGCACAUCGAGUGCGUGGACAUUUAUGAGCUGUACGAUCCCAUUUACAAGUACAUUGUACUUUGUGGGGCCAAGGGCAAACGGCUGCUGCACGUCCACACUCUGCGCAGCAUGGAUUCGGGUAUUACGUGGGUCCACAACGUGGACGAGACAAGGGGCAUGACACGGGCUUGCCUCGAGCCCAAUGUCUAUCUGCGCUCGCUGCUGGACAUGACCAGCAGGCGGUCUCAACUGCUGGCCGUGGACUCCAAGGAGCGUAUCCAUCAGAUUGAGACCACUGCAGAUCCAAGUGCACGCCGAAGGUCCAGUAUUUCGUCCUGGUCAACGAUCACACCCACGCAUGCGGCCAGCAAAACGCGCAUUACCGCAAUAUCCGCCCACGACGAUGAUCACAUAUUUGUCGGUUACAUGGACGGGGUGAUCAUCGAUGUGAACCGGGAUGCGGUGCUGCCCCAACAGUUUAUUACGGAUCGCAUUGACUACCUCAAGCAGAUCAACUCCCAGCUGCUGGUGGCAUCGGCACACGGUCCAUGCAAAACUGUGAUAUUCCAGCUACAGCCAGAGAGGCCAGUGGCUGGCAACGGCUCGCCAGUGGAUUGGCCGCUCUACUUGGAGCUGGACACCAAGUAUUCCUGUCUUCUGGGUGGAAAGUUUCUGCUCUUGUUCUCCCAGCACGGUGUAUUUCAAUUGGACUUAUCCAAUCCGAUGGCACGCAUCGCACUGGAGGAGUCUGACGAAAAACUUGUUGGCUUCGACCUGAAGAACGGUCUCCUCUUUCUGGCCUUCGGGAACAACACCAUUGAGGUUUCCCGAUUCAGCUUCACCGACACGGCACUUAGGAACGAUAUCAUCUGCAGCAAACGGAUCACAGAGGAGGCAAAAAUUAGUUAUCUGAUUGCCACAGAUGACGCUAGUCUGUUUGCGCUGGGCUUCGAGAGUGCCAUGAUCGAGCUUUACUCCCUGGCAGGAUCUGCCAUUCAGCUGGUCUACAGCAUAAAGGGAGUGCACGAGCAUUGCAUCAGACAGCUACGCUUCUCGCCCUGCAAACUGCUGCUCGUUAGCUGUGCGGAGCAGCUGUGCUUCUGGAACGUCACCUACAUGCGGAACAACCAGGUUGAGCAGCGGGCCAUACGACGCAGCCGACGCCACAGGCAGCACAGUGUCACGCAUGAGGAUGCUGUCGAUGCGGCUCCCAUUGUUUCGGACAUGUCGGAGUUAGAGCCGCCGCCAUUUGUUGCCUAUUCGAGGCAGCCCGUUCGGGACACCCAGCCGGAGUCAGAACUGUGGCGGAACAAGCGGGGAAACGCCAUCCGGCCGGAGCUGCUGGCUUGCAUCAAGUUUGUGGGCAACGAGGCCAAACAGUUCUUCACCGACGCCAAGUUCUCGCAGUUCUAUGCGAUAGACGACGAGGGCGUCUACUACCACUUGCAACUUCUGCAGGCAAAGCACCCGCCGAGUGGUUCCACGUCGGACCUGGAGAUAGCUGAACGGCUCGCAAGCGAGAUGCAGUAUGCGAAUCUGGCGGACAUUCGAAUAAUUGACCCCACAUUGACAAUUGGUGAUGGCAUUGAUGACCCCGGAGCUGAUGUCGUCGGAGAUUUCCAGCCGGAGCCUAGCACAACGGGCCUGGCCGAUACGCCGCUGGCUGUCGACGAGUGCAGCUCAUGACGCCAGUCGUGCGCCGCUUUCCGGCGCACGGAUGAGGGCAAUGGACACUUCCAUUAUGCAUUUAUAGCAUUAAUUCUCUCUUACUUAUUUGCAAUGGUAUUUUACUGCCUCAACAAUGACGAUGUGUCAUAGUGUUUACAUGUACAUACAUACAUACAUACACAAAAAUGUAUUGCUAGGGCACUGGGAAAGGGCUUCUAGUUUGCACGCAAUAUCUCAGGAGGACAAUGCCCUACUAUUGUUUGGCAAACGACCCGCGCCCCAAUGUCUGCGUCACAAAAAAAAUACACAGUUUACGAUAC